AUGCCUCCUUCCGUUGUUCAAACGAAAACUUGGUUCAGACCUAAAGGUUGGUAUACUGAAAGAGAAGAAAAGAUCCAAGUGAACAGAAUUUUAAGAGACGAUCCAUCCAAAGGUGAUAUGCAUAACCGUGAAGCUAUUGGCCCCAAGCUUCUUUACAAAUGUAUUUCAGAUUACCACUUAUGGCCCAUCUAUUUUGUGAGAUUGCUUUGCGAUAUUAAUGUCUCUCCCGUGAGUAACUACAUGACCCUCACACUUCGUAAGCUUGGUUUCUCUACCUUAAACACAACCUUAUUGGUGAUUCCUAGCUCAUUUAUCAGUAUCGCCACAAUGCUGAUAGUAACAUACGGAUCUGAAUUUUUUAAUCAGAGGGCAUUCGCUCUUCUCUUAACGCCGUUAUGGUGUGUUCCAUUUUUGGCAGUGUUACGGUUUUGGCCCGGUGCUCAAAUAGAGAUCUGGAAGACAUAUGCAGUUCUGAUUUUGGCUCUCUCUCGUCCUGUUGCUUCGGUGCUGACUAUUUCGUGGGCGGCUAGCAAUAGUUCCACAGUCUCUACAAGAACUGUAAGCGCAGCCCUGGUCAAUAUUUUCAGUCAAACAGCUGGUAUCAUUAGUACCCAAAUCUAUAGAGCGGAUGAUGCCCCGAAGUAUCAUAGAGGUAAUCUACAACUGCUACUAAUUGCUAUAGGUGCUAUCGGGAUGUGCUUGGUGGCCAAGGCAUAUUAUGUUAUUCAGAAUAAACGAAGAGACAAGGUAUGGAAUGCUAUGUCCAAGGAAGAACAAACGUAUUACAUCCUAAAUACAAAGGAUAAGGCAAACAACAGACUGGACUUCCGCUUUGUUCAUUAG
Sugiyamaella lignohabitans is the source of this 843-nucleotide messenger RNA. RefSeq lists its product as uncharacterized. The transcript has a single exon. The coding region runs from base 1 to 843 and encodes 280 amino acids. The record is from RefSeq and is a predicted model, not a curated record. Lineage: Eukaryota; Fungi; Ascomycota; Dipodascomycetes; Dipodascales; Trichomonascaceae. Gene Ontology annotation, molecular function: transmembrane transporter activity. Gene Ontology annotation, cellular component: membrane.